Cuscuta epithymum is the source of this 1015-nucleotide messenger RNA. The record is from the annotation of a GenBank genome assembly. NCBI's taxonomy places the organism in Eukaryota, Viridiplantae, Streptophyta, Magnoliopsida, Solanales, Convolvulaceae.
AUCUACUCAUAAUAAUGUAAAUAUUCUUAAUUGAGAUGAGACUUGAAUCUCCAACAUCUUAUUUGAGAGAUCAACAAUGAUUCUAUGGAAUAGUAGAAUAAAUGGAGAAAUUUUGUAUUUACCAAAUAAGAAAAUAUAAAAAACACUUCAAAGAAGACAGCUCCAAUUUAAUUCUAACGCAUUUUUGAAAAAAAAUUUAAACGAGCCACUCGAAUUUAUCAAUUGGCACGCAGCGUAAAUCGACGUAGCUCGUACCACUAGGGUUAGGAUCUUGUUUCGCAGACAGCGUUCGGUCCGGUGAUAGAACAAGAACGAUGAGUAGGAGCCUAGGAAUCCCGGUGAAGCUUCUCCAUGAGUCGACGGGUCACAUAGUGACGGUGGAGAUGAAGAGCGGCGAGCUCUACAGAGGAAGCAUGGUGGAGUGCGAGGACAACUGGAAUUGCCAACUGGAGAACAUCACGUACACAGCCAAAGAUGGAAGAGUUUCACAACUUGAGCAUGUUUUUAUUCGCGGAAGCAAAGUCAGGUUCAUGAUAAUUCCUGACAUGCUUAAAAAUGCUCCUAUGUUCAAGCGGCUAGAUGCUAAAAUCAAGGGAAAAGGCACAUCACUUGGAGUUGGACGGGGACGUGCUAUUGCUAUGAGAGCCAAAGCACAGGCAGCAGGUCGUGGAGCUCCACUUGGCAGGGGAGGUAUUGUGCCACCUGGAAGGCGGUGAUCAGAUCUAUGUCGGAGAAUAACAUUUCUAGUCAUUUCCCUGAAGAGAUUUCGUUUUGCUCUGCUUUUGGUAAUCACAUAUUUUUUCUGUACCCUCUGAGGAGUUAUUGAGCUUUUCUUCAGUUUAAGAAAAUUAAAAAUUGGACAUACCAUGCUACUGCUAACUAAGCUUCUAGUUCUUGUAAUGAUAGACGAGUAACCGAUGUGAUUUUAUUUUGGAUUUCUUUAGAUAUGUACAUUUCAAAUUCUGUUUGUCUUAAUGUUAUGAUUUUAUUAAAGAUAUGAUUUAAUCGUACGCUA